CCACCAAAGAAAUUUUUGGAAGCAUGCCCCAUGUUGGGUAAACCUUUAUUUUCCGAAAUAAUUGAUAAUUGGCGUUAUGUUGCUUUAGAGAUAUUUCAAUCCAAUACUGCAGCUUCAUCAUGGAGAUCAGAUAAUGCGUUAGCCAUAUUGAAAGAAAUAUAUACCUAUUUAAAUAAUAUGCUACAAUCGGAUAAGGAAGAGAAUAAGGACAAUAUAAAUUCAUUGAAAAAAUUUGUAAAUGGUUUACCCAACAUGGGGCAUGCUUCCAAAAAUUUCUUUGGUGGAUCAACAGUUCCAUCAAAUAAAGGACACUUGGUCCAACAAAG
Molecule: messenger RNA, 326 nt
Organism: Racocetra fulgida
Lineage: Eukaryota; Fungi; Glomeromycota; Glomeromycetes; Diversisporales; Gigasporaceae
Source: the annotation of a GenBank genome assembly